Lactuca saligna is the source of this 1506-nucleotide messenger RNA. NCBI's taxonomy places the organism in Eukaryota, Viridiplantae, Streptophyta, Magnoliopsida, Asterales, Asteraceae. The record is from the annotation of a GenBank genome assembly.
AUGGUUUCAAUCGAUAAUCUCCCAGAUCAGUUAGUUUGGGAGAUUUUCAACAGAAUCAAAAACACGAAAGACCGAAACUCCAUAUCAUUAACCUGCAAACGCUUCCAUACUCUUGAUAACGAACAAAGAAACUACAUCCGGAUUGGCUGUGGAUUAAACCCAGCAAUCAAUGCUCUAACCUCUCUAUGCCACAGAUUCCCAAACCUAAACAAAAUCGAAAUCACAUACUCAGGUUGGAUUUCAAAUUUAGGCAAACAACUAGAAGACCAAGGCCUCUCCAUCCUCUCCAAAACCUGCCCUCUUUUAACCGAUCUAACCCUAAGUUACUGCACCUUCAUCACCGACACCGGCCUCAGCUACAUAUCAUCAUGCUCAAAACUUUCAUCUCUAAAACUAAACUUCACUCCAAGAAUCACCGGAUGUGGCAUCUUCUCAAUCAUAGUAACCUCCAAAAACCUCAAAACCCUUCAUUUAAUCCGCUGUUUAAACGUCACCAAUCUCGAAUGGCUCGAGUGUCUCGGAAAACUCAAAACCCUCGAAGAUCUUUCCAUCAAAAACUGUCGCGGGAUCGGUGAAGGCGCUCUUAUCAAGCUCGGGCCCACCUGGGGCAACAUAAAACGGUUACGCUUCGAAGUCGAUGCCAAUUACAGGUACAUGAAGCUUUACGACCGGUUAGCAGUUGACAGGUGGCACACCCAGUGGGUCCCAUGCGAUAACAUGGUGGAGAUUAAAUUAGUCAAUUGUAUAAUCAGCCCGGGGAGAGGUUUAGCUUGUAUAUUGGAUAAAUGCAAAAACUUGGAGAAGAUCCAUUUAGACAUAUGUGUAGGUGUGAGAGAUGAUGACAUCAUCAGGCUCGCGGAAAAUUCGAAAAAUCUGCGGGGUAUUUCGAUCCGGGUCCCGUCUGAUUUUUCAAUAAUGGAAAACCCGCUACGCCUCACAGACGGAAGCUUGAAAGCCAUAGCUGAAAACUGUAAACUGCUUGAAUUUGUGGCCUUAUCGUUUUCAGAUGGUGAGUUUCCUUCUUUAUCCUCGUUUUCUCAGAAUGGGAUUUUGAAUUUGGUCAAAAUGUGUUGUGUGAAAGAGCUUGUUCUUGAUCGGGUUUAUUCGUUCAACAAUGUUGGGAUGAAAGCGCUUUGUUUUGCUGAGAAUCUUGAGAUUUUAGAACUUGUGAGGUGUCAAGAGAUAAGUGAUGAAGGGAUUGAAUUUGUGGGUAGAUAUGGGAAUUUGCGGGUGUUGAGGUUGACAAAGUGUUUGGGGGUUACGGAUGAUGGGUUUAAAAGGAUUGUUGGAUUGGGGAAAUUGGAAGUUCUUGUUGUCAAUGAUUGUCCUCAGCGACACAUUUCACAGACGCCUAUCGUUGGCUCCUCAAGCUACGAGUCCUCCCUGCUCGCCGCCAUUAGCCAUCGCCUCCCUGUGAAGCCACCACCGGCCGGAGACCGUCGCACCCCACAGGUACACCGGAGACCUUCGACCUCCCAGCUACAGGCGGCGGACAUCGUUCUUUGA